Drepanopeziza brunnea f. sp. 'multigermtubi' MB_m1 is the source of this 1539-nucleotide messenger RNA. NCBI's taxonomy places the organism in Eukaryota, Fungi, Ascomycota, Leotiomycetes, Helotiales, Drepanopezizaceae. The record is from RefSeq and is a predicted model, not a curated record.
AUGCCUCCAAAGAAACAUUCCAACCCGAAAUCCAAAAUCGCCACUCCAGCCCCCUCUCCUCCCCUUCUCCCCUCCUGGCCUCCCCUCAAGCCGCUCAUCCCUUCCUCAGACCUUAAACUUCACUCUCUCCUCCCUUCCCAGAUCCUCACAAUCCCUAACUUCUUCACCUCCAGCCUGUGCAGAAGCUACGUGUCCUUUCUUGAGAAACUCCCGCUCACCACGACGCCCGGCAAGCCGAAGAAAGGGGACGCGCUCCGGUUCAACGACCGGUUCCAGGUGUUAGACGAGGGCUUCGCGAAUCGGCUAUGGCUUGAGACGGGGCUGCAGGAGUUGGUUUGUGGGCGAGAUGAAGAUGAUGGGGAGGGCGAGGAGGGCGAGGAGGGAGUGAUGGUCAUGUCGAAGGAGCAGAGGAGAGAGUUGUGGGGAGGCGAAGUCGUUGGUCUCAAUCCCUCCAUCAGAAUCUACAGGUACACGAAAGGACAAUUCUUCGAUUGCCAUUACGAUGAAUCCAACGUACUGACCUUGGCUACCAAACCGACGCCGACGCCCGUAAAGACUACCUGGACUAUGCUGCUGUACCUUACGUCUCCGAAGACGGGGUGCAUAGGUGGCGAGACGGCCUUUUAUCCAGACGAGAUCACGUUUGGGGGGAAGAAGAAUGUGGUCCAGGAGCCGGUUGUAGUCGGGCUAGAGACGGGGAUGUGUUUGCUGCACAAGCAUGGCAACGACUGCAUGCUGCAUGAAGGAAGAGAGGUAUUAGAGGGCGAGAAAUGGGUCAUCCGCUCCGACCUAUUGAAAUUGGAGAAACAGAACGCAAAAAGUGUACCCCUAGAAGUGAAGGGCGAACCCAGGCUUCCGCACUCCUUAGUAUCAACUCCCAACUGCUUCCACACCUUCCUCGGAAUUGUCAUCCAUCAUGAUAACGUCCCCUCUACCGCAUUUCCAUACAAAAUUACACCCAAUCAUCCUCCAUUAACUCGUGCAUUCAUCCUCAUUCCGUCGGCCGAUACUGUUUCGACCGGUGCUGUUCCGCCCGGCGAAACCUCCUAUCUAUCCAUCAAUCACUCCUACUCCGUCCUGUCGUCGAUCCUCUUUGUGAAUUCCGACGCCUCAGCGUGUCUGACGGCCUUCAAGUCGGAUACUUGGCGAGUGUUGACGGCCACCGGUGGAUCAUUGAUCAUCCAUGCCGGAAUUACGCGAGACGAAACGCAACUAGCGAAGAGGAUGGCGACGAGGGUUGAGGAGGAGACGCGCAUGAUGAGAUUCUUGCGACUGACGAGGGAGGUCGACCCGAUGAAAGACGAAGAAACUUUCAAAGUUGGGUGUGAUACAGAAGAGAUGGGAGUGGCCUCACUUAAAGCCAUGACCCGUUCACAAGAUGAAAGAGGAUUUGAUGCUCGGUCCAUGAUCAUGAAACAAAAGGUUGAGGAGCUUAUCAUUUCACUGGGCACUCCUGAUCCCUUCAUGCGACGAUCUGUUGAGCCGAGGCAUGAAGCCGGUGGACUCGCUAAGCUGCAAAGAGGUGGCUGGGGGCUAUGA